AUGGCUCCCCUGUGCCCCAGCCCCUGGCUCCCCCCGCAGAUCUCAGCCCCUGCUCCAGGCCCCGCCGUGCAACUGCUGCUGCUCCUGCUGCUCCUGGUCCCUACCCAUCCCCAGAGCCUCUCCCGGAUGCAGCGGACUCCCUCCCUGGGAGGAGAUUCCUCUGGGGAAGAUGACCCCGUGGGCGAGGAGGACCUGCCCAGUGAGGAGGACACACUCUCUGCAGAGGAGGACACACCUGGAAUGAAGACUGAGCCAGAAGAGGGCUCUCUGAAGGUGGAGGAUCUGCCCACUCCCGCUCCCAGCGACACGCACAGGCACAAAGGGGACGACCACAGCCAUUGGCGCUACGGAGGCGGCCCGCCCUGGCCCCUGGUGGCCCCCUCCUGCGCAGGCCGCUUCCAGUCGCCGGUGGACAUCCGCCCGGAGCGCGCGGCCUUCUGCCCCGCCCUGCGGCCCCCGGAGCUGCUGGGCUUUGAGCUGCCGCCGCGCCCGGAGCUGCGCCUCCGGAACAACGGCCACACCGUGCAGCUGACCCUGCCUCCGGGGCUGCAGAUGGCCCUGGGCCCCGGGCGGGAGUACCGGGCCCUGCAGCUGCACCUGCACUGGGGGGCUGCAGGCCACCCCGGCUCGGAGCACACGGUUGGCGGCCACCGGUUCCCUGCUGAGAUCCACGUGGUGCACCUCAGCACGGCCUUUGCCACAGUGGACGAGGCCUUGGGGCGCCCAGGGGGCCUGGCCGUGCUGGCCGCCUUUCUGCAGGAAGGCCCGGAAGAGAACGGUGCCUACGAGCAGCUGCUGUCUCAUCUGGAAGAAAUCGCUGAGGAAGACUCAGAGACUCAGGUGCCAGGACUGGACGUGUCUGCACUGCUGCCCUCCGACCUCAGCCGCUACUUCCGAUACGAGGGGUCUCUGACCACCCCCCCCUGUGCCCAGGGGGUCAUCUGGACUGUUUUCAACCGGACAGUGAGGCUGAGUGCUAAGCAGCUCCACACCCUCUCGGACUCCCUGUGGGGGUCUGAGGACUCUCGGCUGCAGCUGAACUUCCGGGCCACGCAGCCUCUGAAUGGGCGCACGGUGGAGGCCUCCUUCCCUGUCGGAGCGGAGCGGCGGACCGCUGAGGCUGUCCAGCCAGUCCACCUGAGCUCCUGCCUGGCUGCCGGUGACAUCCUGGCCCUGGUUUUUGGCAUUCUCUUUGCUGUGACCGGCAUUGCCUUCCUUGUGCUCCUUGUGCAAAUGAGCAGGCGGCAAAAACAUCCGAGCGGCACCAAAGGGAGCGCCGGCUACCACCCAGCAGAGGUCACCGAGACUGUGGCCUAG
Molecule: messenger RNA, 1317 nt
Organism: Pipistrellus nathusii (Nathusius's pipistrelle)
Lineage: Eukaryota; Metazoa; Chordata; Mammalia; Chiroptera; Vespertilionidae
Source: the annotation of a GenBank genome assembly